Lymnaea stagnalis (great pond snail) is the source of this 16712-nucleotide messenger RNA. The record is from the annotation of a GenBank genome assembly. Lineage: Eukaryota; Metazoa; Mollusca; Gastropoda; Lymnaeidae.
AGUAAACGUCCUCGUUUCCGAUCGAACAAAGGGAAGUAAAGCCAAAACGUUUAUUACAAAUAUUUACUUUUUAUUUUUCCUGGACAGAAUUUAGAGUGUGAAAAUUGGGAUUGAAAUGAUUUUGUUAAGGUAUUUAGGUUAUUUAAAGUAGACAAGCUCAGAAAACCAUACGGCUUCGCCAAUCGGCAAAUCAUUCGGUAAAGUAUAAAUUGAACAUAGUAUAAUUAACUUUGAAGUUAAUUAAUUCACUACGCACUAUUUUACUUUUACAAUUAAUUUAAGUUAAAAUGACUCUGUCUAAAAUGACAAUUCAUAUUCAGUAAUAAUGACAAUGACUAAUGUCAAUAAUGAUAUCUUACUCUUAAUUUUAGUCUUAAAUACAAAAGUUACUAAAUAAUUUAGACCUAGUCCUAGGCACUUAACUUAGAUUAGACUUGGACUACUUGACUUCUACUUCUACUACUAACCUAUGAUUCUAUGAUGAAGUAUGAAGACUAUACUAAGGAUACUUUUAUACUAUAAGUUAAUAUUAUUAACCCUCUUGGGACGGAGCCUUUUCGGGGUGUAGGCCCUAUGUGCCAAAAAGACUUAGCACUUUUUACGAGCUCGGCACUCGCAUUGCAAAAUAAAUUAUAAAAAAUAAACUAUUUUCUAAAAUAGGCUUAUAAAACUAUAUAUAUAUUCUUGUAGGAAAUUGAAUGAACUAAUACAGUCAAAAUAUUUAUGAAUCGAACUGAAAUAUCAACACUUAUGCAAAUGAGCUACCCUGAUUUGCAUAAUUUAUGCAUGUAAUUUUUUGUUAAACCUAGAAUAAGCAAGACUUACUUCUACUUCUAUUUCUAUCAAUUGUGUGAAUUUUUUGAUGGAUGAAGCCUGAAUAAGUCCUAACACUUAUGUUUUUGGGAAACAAGGCCCAUGGAGGCCCUUCAGACACCUCUGGCACAUGGUUCUAUUCCUUUUCCAGCCUCCGGCUAUUUUUCAGUUGAUACAGACUACAGACACUCACUAUACAGACUACAGACACUCACUAUAACACAUGCCCCCAUUUAUGACCUAGGGAUUUACUCUUAAGCUGGAUGCUACUGAUAAAGUUGUCUGCAUAUCUAUUGGUCUCUCUCAUAAACAUUUGAGUGGUAUUUAGUGUCAUAUUAGCAUUAUUUUUUUUUUAAGUACUCAAAUGGGGUGCUUAUGCCUUAUUUGUAGGGCCUAUUUUGUCUAAAAAUUCAGAGGGGUCAUCUCUGUCCAGUUUAGGACUCCUAAUACUAAACCAAGAGUUCACAACAUUCCCAUUACCCUCAUUUUGAUAGUCUUCAUUAAUUUCCUGGUUGUUACCAUCAGUUUCUGUGUCAGAUUCACUGCUAGAAUAUCAAAAUCACUAAGGAUAGUUUGAUCAGUGUCACUGUCAGACAUUCUGAAAUUUUAUGAUAUUACUUGCCACUCACACAAAAAUUCCUGAACACAAUAAAAGCUAGUAAACUAUCAAUACAGGCCGCCAUUACAAUAAUGGGAUGUGCAGGGAUAUGUAAGAAGCAAUCUGAUUCGCUGGCACGAAGACUAGCCAGCCAAUCUCGAGGCCUGAAUUAUCGGGCCGAUAGAUCGGACAUCCGUCUUUUUCGCUACUCCCCCCUGGGCCGAUAGAUCAGCCUAUCCAUCCCAAGAGGGUUAAAUAAUAAGUAAUAAAUAAGACUACACUUAGUUUGUGCUUACUGUUGUGGGGUAGUCAUCAGUGUAGUACACUUACUUACUACUUAGCCUAAACUAAUUUAGUUAAUUAAGUAAGAUUAUUUCCGUUAAGUCAAGUAAUAAAGUUAUUUUUAUUAAGUCAUAUUUAAGCUUAAGAAGUAACAUGUCGUGGUCGUCCCAACCCCCCCCCCUCCCCCCCCCCAUUCCUCCAAAUCCCAGGCUGCAGUGAACAACACAUAAUAGUAUAAUUUCAUAAUAAUAAUAUAAUAUUUGUACAUUUUAUUCUAAUAAAUAUGAAUUAAAUAAUGAAGCCAAAAGAGUGCCACUCACCACAGUGACAUCUGUAGGCCUGACCCUAAUAUUUCUAGGCCUAUAAGAGGCUUUAAUAAUGAAUUAUAAUGGUAAAAAUACUUACUAGUAAUAUAUCUGGACUCAUUCAUAAUCACUGAUAAUAUAACUGGUGAUAUGUGACAUUGUCAUUGGUGCCCUUCAUGUAGUUCAGGUUUCAUACUCACGAUAAUAUUAAUAGUAAUAAUUGCAAAGGGCCAUAACUUGCUGAUAAUAUUAACCCAUGCCAAUGAGUUUGACUGUACUCAAUCUAAUUUUUUCUAGUCAACAAGCAGCCUUCUUCCUGGCAUUUUUGGGGCCUACUUGUAAGUCAGUCACUCUGCUGUCAACCAACUACUACUGUACUUAGUAAAAUAAGAGCUUAAAUACUAAACCAACUUAUCUGUUUCUCAAAUUGAGUUAGGCUAACUACUUAAACUUACGAAUUACUCCAAAAAUGAAAACUAGCAGUGCUAAGUCUAAAUAAGUGUUUAAUAUCAAUAGUAAUAAGCCUCGUCCUAAUUAUUUUAUAAUAUAAUUCUUUCAGACUCAUUAAAUUACACUUACCCAGCUUUGGUUUUGUUAAAGGUGGCACUUGAGUUUCUUCACCUGAUUGAUUUCUGCAGUCUUUAACAUUUGUGCUCUGUAAUUUAUUGCUUUUAACCUCCUAUUGUCUCUAUUAGUCAAUAAAAUUUAUAUAGAGUUAACUGCAUAUUACCUAAACACAAUGUUGUUCCAACCAUUGUCUUUCUUAGUGUUUAUUUCAGACAUACAGCAUGAAUUAUAUUGUUGAAUAUAUACAUACACAAAAAUGUAUUUUCCUUUCAUUGAUUUAUUGGUAAAUUUGUGUUCUGCAGAUGUAAAUAUGUAUGUAAAUGGCUUUUGCAAGUCCAAGUCAUCAAUUGGUAACCAGUGCAACUAUAUUGACUAAUAAUGCCAGCAUAAAUUAUGGCUCAAACAACCAGCAGCUUUUAGGUCAAAUAAAUACUGUUGGGGGCCAGGAUCAAUCGGGCCCUUUGGUCAGGUCACAGCUAGUAAGUAACAACGGAACGGUAAUAACAUCUGGUGUGCAGGAAACCUCUGACAACUCAUCAUACUCUGGAGCAAAAACAACCAUGAUGACGUCAGGAUUUAACUUGCAAAUGUCAGGACAUGAUGGUAAGCUUUAAUUUCUUUAAUUUCAACUCUCUCCCUCCCGCAUAGCCCUGUUUAACAUUUUAAUAUUUUAGGUUAAAGACACAGUCUGCCAGGGUAAAGUAGUAGGGUAAAGCUCUUUUGAAGAUAAAUAAAAUACUGAACGUUUUUAUAUAGAAAGCCUAUAUCAGCAGAAAAAACAUAGAGACAUUUAUAUAGAGAGAAAUAAUAUGCUACUAUUUUCUGCUUCUCAGCCAACGCCAACGAGUUUUAAUUUGUCCAGGGUCAUCCCUAGCUAUUGGUAAAAAGUUCCAGUCACUAAAAAUUAUGUAUUUGUUUGAUGCCUUGAGGAGUAAUGUACCAAAUCGACAAAGGAAUAUAUUUUGCAUACAAAUUAUUUCAAGUGUAUACGUAAAAUAUAAUUAACCAGUAUGUAUAUAUAAAGCCUGUCAAAACCAGUCACCAAGGCAAUAGCUUGUCUUACCUGUGUCACACUACCUGCAUCAUUUAAACAUAAUUGUGUAGUUUACAUUGCUACACGUACUCUUAAAGCUGCUAUUUAUUUUGAAAAUAGCCAUUGGGAAGUUAAUCUAUACUGCCACAAUAAGGCUCAAGGCGUUUAUGGUUUUAAUUCAGUUUGAUUAAAUUUUAAUGAAGAUGGCAAAAAUUGAUAAACUCCUGAUAAAUUGAUUUUAUUUAUUAGGUAUGAGAGGAAGUAAGAUGACUGAUUCAACACCCAGUCUAACAGACAUAACACUUGAACAGGCUGUGCAAAAGCUGCAAGAAAUAGAGAAUGAGAAUAUGGCUUUACGAGGUACCUUGCAUUGUCUGUAGAGAAAGUAUAUUCAACAGAAUAUUAUGAUACAGAGUUUUUGUCAUGAUGCUGCCUGUAAUUUCUUCAUACUAUUAAAUAUUUAUUAGAAAAUGUUUAAAAUAUGUAAAAAUUUGUAAAAAAUUUAAUUCUGAUUUUUAGAUAACCUUCGAACUCACAAUGCUGUUGUAAAGAAGCAAUACGAGGCCCUUGCUGAAUGGAGGAAAAAUGAAAAUGACAAAUUUGAAAAAACAAAGGCAUUGAUCACAGCACUGAGAGAGGAAAACCAGGAACUUCAGGUCAAAAUGAUGGCCAAGAAUGACAAAGAGGUUGUUACUGAACUCUUAAGUCGUGGUUGUGACUUGGUUGUGACUUUCUGCUCUAGCGGUUUUACAACUUUUUAUUUUAAUGUUAUAAUAAAACAUGUUAUUGCAAUUUAACCAAUUUAUUUUUAGAAAACUGUUAUUAAAUUUUUAUUAAUAUAUUUUUUGUAAAAACAAUGUAAAAAUAAAAAUAAAGGCAUUUCAUUUUUAGGAAGAAAAGUUUUUGCCCAUAAAAUAUUCUAAAUAUAUAAAUCUUCUAAAACAAAUUGCUUAGCUCCUUAAAUUAUUUGCACAAUUUCAGAAAGAGCUUUUGCAAAAAGUUCUUACCUUAGAGGAAGAAAAAGCUCACAUUCAACGCCAGAAAGCCAUCAGUGACCAGAAGUUGUUCAAUGUCCACAAAAUAGCUGAGGAUCAAGGUUUCAGAGGGCUGCCAAAUGAGGAUUUUGAUGCUGGGCAAGAGGCUGAUAAUGUAAAUGUAUAUUAAUAUAUUAUUUUAGCUAUCAUUUAAAAACUAAUAUAUUUUUUACCAUUUUAAUAGCUUAAACUAAAAUAACCUCAUCUCAUCGAUGGCUUAUUUCAACUAUUCCAGUUGGUAUUUGUCUCUACAUCUGAAAAAGAGGAAGUUAUAGCUAAAAUGGAGGAUGAUCUGGCUGCCAAAGUAGAAAUUAUUGAUCAGCUAAGGACUAACUUGCUUAAGGUAAUUUAAAAAAAUUCAAUAUUGCAAUUUUUUUUGGGGUGCUAUAUUAAUUUUCUUUAAAAAACUAAUUUAAUUUAAGAAUAUUACAAAGCCUGAAGAUAUUAGUGGCAUAAAAUAUUUUUAAAAAAUAGGUCAAAUAGUAGCUUUCUUAAACUAAAAUAAAUUGCUUAACAGUUCGUACUAAAUUUGUACAUCUCUUUAUUAUCUGUGUCUCAUGAUCUGUCCUUUGUGUAUUAUUUCAGUGACUCUAAAUUAUGUUUUUGGGAGUAGGUAGAGUGAUUCUAUUUGUCAAUUUAAAAGCAGUGCAACAUCUUUCAACUCUCACCAUCUCAGGUCACCAUGCUUUUGGAUUAUGUAAAAAGGCUAAAUUAUUUUGAUUCAAUUUAUUGUACUCAUUAAGCAGCUUUCUCCUUGGCACUUUUCUGUAAGUAGUAAACUACAAUACCAUGAGUGUAUUUCCUGCAGAAGUAUUAUUUCCUCGGUAAUCCCUUGGCUUCCAUGUUACAGAGUUGGCUCAAGGCUCUGUCUUAGGCCUAGUUAACACUUACCAAGAAUCACUCAACUAUGUCAUGAUAGUACUGUGGGGUAAAAAAAAAUGAAUCCCCUUUAGCUCAGGUCAAUCUUUCAACUCCCUCCCAAAGAAUUAAAUUCUUCACUACUAUUUAGUAGUUAAUCAAAACAUUCUUUACUUUAUUAAUGGGAUAUUUAAAACAAAAUAUUUUUGUAUUUUGUGAUUGUCCCAAUGAGACCAGAGUUAUUUUUCCCAAUUGUAUUUUUUUAUUAAAAGCAAACGGAAUUUAACGUAAAAAAUUAAAAAAAAUUUUAAAAGCUGAAGUGUAAUUACUUGUAAUGACUUGAAAAGCUUAUCUCAUGCAAUCAGGUGGAAGCAGAGUUGACUUCUAACCGUGAAACAAUGAAACAACUUCUUUUAGACAUGGAGUCUCAGCAGACAUUGAAAGUCACCAUUGAGGAAGAGAACAGACAACUGACCCAGCAAAUCAUAGCAGCGGAGGCAAAGCUGCAUAAACAAAUGGAGGUAAAGAUCUUUGACAAAGUAAUAAUCUUAGAGAUUUUAUUUUGGGAUCAAGGCCUCGACUAAGAGCAAAUGACUAUGAUAAAGGGAUAAAUUAGUUGAAUAUAUGUUAGUGUAAAUUACAAAAAAAUUUAAAAAGGAAGAGAAAAGAUGAAAUUUAAAAAAAAAAAUUUGCGAUGAUAGUUGUGUGGCUUUCAGUUGAGCAAAUUUUAAAAGCUAUUUAAUUUGGUUGGGUCAAAGAUCACCCUGAAGAGCCAUUUAUUUAAUGUUAGAUUUAUUCUUUGUUAAAAAUGUGUUGCCUUCCCGAUAUAUUUUAAUGGCCAAGUGAUUAAAAGAUCUUGUUUUAAAUUAUAGUUAUUCAGAACCAAACUUAUUAACAAUUUAAAACCUAUUGUAAUUUUGAAAAAAAUCACCUUGGUGUUGAUAUAAACAUGUACACACCAACUAAGAUACACGUGUGGAAAGAAAAAAAAUUGCAUUUAGUUUUUAAAGUCAAUGAAAUUGAAUUUGAAAAAAAUGUGAUGGUUUCAAAUGUGAUGGUUUCAAAUGACCUUUUGGUAAAUAUUUUAUUGUUUUUGUUUUUUUAAAUAUAUUUUCAACUGUGCCUAGUCUUGGAUGGCCAUGACUAAAAGAGAAAUGCAAGCUGAACAGAUGUAUUCAAACCAAAAUGCUGUUACAAAAUCAGCCCAACAGCAAAGUGCAUCAGAGAGAUUUGAAAAAGGAGAUGAGGCUUUAUUCAGUUUCCCAGAAAAUGUGGAGGAUUUAAUGAACAUUGCAAAAUCUUUGGAGGUUUGUGUUCAUUGUGCAACUUCCUGUUUUUGUUUAUUUGCUAGAUCAUUGGAAUGUUAUUUUGGAACUCUUAGAAUCAGUAUAGUAUUAAUUACUAGGUCGUUACCAGAGCAGCAGUUUCCAUCCUGCCGGUUGUGACCCUAAAAAGGGGGCGGAUGUUGUUUUUUUGGGGGUGGGCGGGGUGCAGGGAUGCUAUUUCCAUUAAUUAUAAGAAAGAUGUAGUUUUUCAUUGAUGAAAGCCUGGCAGUUGUAUUUGUUUUUUUUGAAUAUGAGACAAUAUGCAUAUUAGCUCAAAUUUGUUAGGAGCCACUUACCAGGGCAGGAAUAAUUCACCACCAGAACAAUGUAUAAUUUUUUUUUAAAAUGACGCUAAGAGUGAACUUGUUUUCUGAUUUGUAGUUAAAUAAGUUUCUAAAAAGUGUCUGUGGCAUUUCUUAAUUUUAAUUGCAGAUAAAAUGCGAGAAAACUUAUCCUUUAAUGAGGUUAUUAACAUAAAUUUCUAUUUGACAGGCCAAGCAGAAGGAAGAAAGGACAGUUCAGGCACUCCAUGUAGAAUUAGAUGAGUAUAGAAAGAAAAAUCAGUCCUUGCAGGAAGAAAUGGAGAAAAUAAAAACUCAGGUGAAUUUAUAAAACUAGAAAUGUAAUAACUCAGUCUUCAUUUAAACCACUAGUUUUAAGCCUCACUACUCACGCCUGACACAAUAUUUUAAGCCCCACUACCCUCGCCUGACACAAGAUUUUAAGCCCCACUACCCACGCCUGACACAAGAUUUUAAGCCCCACUACCCAUGCCUGACACAAGAUUUUAAGCCUCACUACCCACGCCUGACACAAGAUUUUAAGCCCCACUACCCAUGCCUGACACAAGAUUUUAAGCCUCACUACCCUCGCCUGACACAAGAUUUUAAGCCCCACUACCCAUGCCUGACACAAGAUUUUAAGCCUCACUACCCUCGCCCGACACAAGAUUUUAAGCCCCACUACCCAUGCCUGACACAAGAUUUUAAGCCUCACUACCCACGCCUGACACAAGAUUUGAAGCCUCACUACCCAUGCCUGACACAAAAUUUGAAGCCUCACUACCCAUGCCUGACACAAAAUUUGAAGCCUCACUACCCAUGCCUGACACAAGAUUUGAAGCCUCACCACCCUCGCCUGACACAAGAUUUGAAGCCCCACAACCAACGCCUGACACAAGAAUUUAAGCCCCACAAUCCACUCUUGACAUAAUAAUAUUUUAAUCCUUCAGAAUUUCCAGCAUACUCUCCUGGCUGUUACUAAAUAAAAUAAUCACACAAAAUGUCAAUAGUUGUUUUGGAAGUGAGCUUUUACCACAUAUCAUGGCUGUUUUUGUGUUUUUUUUAAGUUGAGGAACACUUAAAAUUGUCAUAUGCUAAAAUUAUUUUUUUUUUACAUAAUCAGAAUGUUUACUGUCAGUGGAGCUUUAUUUGAUAUUCUGAAAAUGAUUACAUACAAUGUAAUCAACACAUUUUCAUUUAUUGGGCUCAAUAAAAGAAUUUUACCAUAUCUUUUAAAGUUUUCAUUAAUGCAAUUAUUAUUUUUGAACAGUUCAAAGAUUUGACAGACCAACACAGGGAGACUGUAUCUCUACUGAAAGAGGCACAAGCUCAAGGCAAGGAAGCUGCUGAUAAACUUUCACAAGAAUAUGAGCAGAAACUGAUGGAGAUGGCUAAGAACAGACCUGACAACAGGGUAGGUAGAACUGUAUUUAAAGUUGUGCUUGUGGCACUCUUGCUGGUCAUCUCAAGACAUGUGAUAAGUUUAAAAUGGAUUGAUUCGUCAAGCAUUCUUUGCCGCCUGACCUCCACAGUGAUAGAAAUCUAAGAAUUUCUAAUAGAGCUACCCCCUCCCACCACUCAGGUCGUCGGACGGUUACCUCAUUGGAGUUGCUGCAGCCUCCAUGAACGCUCCAUCUCCAACACUUUCAGGCUAAUCUAUUUUCUGUGACAUUGCCUAUGUUGGGCUUGACUAUUGUCCUAGAUUUGACCAUUUUCUUUAAAUGAUUAUAACAUUCAAAGAUGAGAACUGACUAUGUUAAAGUGUAAACUUAUCUUAUGUAUGUGUUUUAGAUGGAUGCCUCCCCCAGGGUGCAGCAUUAUGCUAAUUGUCUGUGAUCAUAACUUCUUCCAGGCCAUCCAAGCUAGUGACACUGAAGAUAUGUCCAUACUGAGAUCACAGGUUCUCACCCUGAUUCAAGAGGUUGAUGAGGCUCAGAAUAAACUCUCUGCGGCCAUGGAGGCCAUCAACAUGAAAGAUACCAGGUGGGUAUAGCCAGACGCUCCUCUGAUUUGGGACGAAGUAAUGAUCGUAUCAAUACUUGGUGAACUCUUGACACAAAAUGUUUGAAAUGGAUUUGAAAGUCAGAAAGUUCUUGACCCACCUUUGACAGUGUAUCACUCACCACUACAUGCAGACAAAUUAACAUUGUGAUGACACUAACAUUUUUGCUUAGUUUUAACGUGUCUGCAAAAUUUGUUAAUUAUAUUGUAAUAUAAACUAUGUGGAAAAAAAAUGCGCAUUGGCCAUUUUUUUUGUAUUGCACUAUUUCUUGUUAAAAAUUUGAGAACAACCAAGUCUGUAACACUGAAAUCCGUUGGGCCUAAAAAAGUUUAAGUACGUAGAUGAGAUGGGAGGAGUUAUUAAUUGUAAACCAUGUUGAAUAAUUAUAUAUCUCUUCUGUAUCUAUCAUCAAUGAAUCAACUGUCCCUUCCCUGGGUUGUUUUCGUCACUUUUUUUACAGCUCUAAAGCAAAAUGAAUGAGUUAACAUGAACUUGGGACUUUAAACAAUUUUUAAACAGUGGAUAUGUGAUGGUAUUUGAUGGUAUGUGAUUUAAAUUGAAAUCAUCUUAAAAUUUAUUGUCAAGCUUGUAAUACUUGAUUUAUUCUGAUGAAUUCUCUCUCUGAUAAAUUCUGUCUCUGACCUAUUGUGUUGACCAGGAUAAGAGAGCUCGAUGAGAUGAACUCCAGAUUGAGGCUGGACUACCAGAGACACUGGCAGGAGUCCACCACACUGAUCCAGCACUUGAGGUCACAGAUCAAUCAGCAGUCAAGGGCCGAGGCUGAGAACUUGAGCAUAAAGUGAGGCUGCACUUACCUCCCCUUAACUAAAACCCAUUCAGAUUUCACAAGCCAAUGACUUAAACUUGGCCAUGUUUUAAACCUGAAGCUUUUUUUAUUUUAAACUGUCAUUGGUUCAAGGAUUGAAACAAAUUUAAUUGUAAAUGGCAUUGAAAAUUUAUCAUUUCCUAAAGACCAACCUCUACACAUUGAAAUGUAACAUAAUAAUAUCUAUACCUUUAAACAAAUGUAUAAUGAAUAACACAAACCAAAUAAGUUAUUGACACCCCUCCUACCUCUCCCAUCCCCACUGAGAGCCGUAUUGCUAUUUAACACAGUAUAAUCAUUCUCUUGGACAGAAACCAACACCAGAAGCUGCAAGAGUCCUUCAGUAAGCUAGUGACAGACUACAAGGAGCUUCAAGAAACAUUUGAAGUUUACAGGGUCCAAAUGGUGAAUAGUUUUUCUUACUUGCAUUUAGACUCAGUAAGCAACACAUAGCUUUAUAGCAUCUAACUUAUAUGUGGCAGUGGCAGGUACAGUGGUAACAAAAUAGAGCAUCUAACUAUUGAUGAAAUGAUGUUUUAAAAAUUAGUAAAAAUUGUUAAAUUUAUACGUCUGUUUCCUUUGUAGUGAAAUAUACAACAAUGGCAUUUCGAUAAAAAAUAACUCUAAACUUUAUUAAUUGAGUUUUAAAUUUAGUUUGGAACCUUAAAUGUAUCUUCCCACAACAAGAAAGUUCCUAAGAUAUUACUUAAAUCUAUAAGUUUUAAGUCAUCAAUGUUAAAAAUAGGAAAUAAAACUCUAAUCAUUACUGUUAUGUCCUGUGGGUAUAUUAAAAAAAUUGAUAUAUAUUUUAACAAUACCCAUACUAAAAGGGAAAGUGUAUGAAAAUUGCUAAUGCAUUUCUUCACCUUGUAGUGGAUGAACUAAAUUUUAGUUUGAAUUUUAUCUCUUGACAGGAACGUCAGUCCUCCUAUCCCAGACAACCAAGCAAAGAAGCAAUGGAAGAAAUUAACAGACUGACUGCCCAGGUGAUUGCGGGUGAUGAAGCCAUUGCCUAUAGGGAUGAACAGAUAGAAAAACUCAAGCAGAGGUCAGCACUGGAGUCUCAGCAAGAUGAAGAGAUCCAGCUGCUGAAAUUUCAGGUGAAGAUGAUUAAUGAGGAAAAUUUUGUGGGCUUAAAAUAUUCUAGGAAAAAGCAGAAAAAGGUAUGUGGAAGAUUGAAAUAGACCGUACAAUAAAAGAACAAUGUUUCCGCUAAGAACCUUCCGAAGCAGACAGGACAAAUUAAGAUAAAAAUGAAAGUCCCAUAAGUGGUGGCCAUUAAUGUUGUUGCAGGAAGUUGGGUUUUUCAAAACCAAGAUUACGCAGGAAGUAAAAUAUUUUAUGUAUUGUAAUUGUUAAUGGGAAAAAUAAGAUUUUAAUGGACAUAAUGUUUUUUUUUAUCUUUGUAAAAUUUAAAAAAUAAGAAAAGAAACACAAGGAAAUUGAGGAUCACUAUUGAUUACUUCCAUAUGGUGAUAUUGUACAGAAAAGAUGAAUUAAUUUGUUUUCCUUUGUAACUCUCACUGGUGUGUUAGUGCAGGAAAUCGGUGCCUUGAUGGAAACAUCUGAUAUGCCUUGGCGUUUAUCUGGGAUGAGACCAGGGAAAGUUUGCCCUGUUAAAUGUCACAAAGAUGUUCAGUGAACAUAUCCGAUAAUCUUCCUCCAGAGACCAGGGAAAGUUUGCCCUGUUAAAUGUCACAAAGAUGUUCAGUGAACAUAUCCGAUAAUCUUCCUCCAGAGACCAGGGAAAGUUUGCCCUGUUAAAUGUCACAAAGAUGUUCAGUGAACAUAUCCGAUAAUCUUCCUCCAGAGACCAGGGAAAGUUUGCCCUGUUAAAUGUCACAAAGAUGUUCAGUGAACAUAUCCGAUAAUCUUCCUCCAGUUUGCCCUGUAUAACAGGAGCUGAGGAAUGAUCUUAGUAGAAAAUCUCCCCUUUUAUUGUCCUGUCUUUCUAUUUCAAGCCUGCACAUACCUUGUUUUGCCAUUUCCUUCUCUCAGCUUGAACGCAGUCCUUCAUUUACUGUGUAAAUAUUCUACAAUAUUUUUUUCCCCAAAAUUGUUAAUCUUAACUAGAUUACUGUAAUUUGUUUGGAAAAUUGAAAAUUGAACUAAGUUAAAAAAAAAAGUGCCAAAAAAAAAAAUAUUUUUUUGUCCAAUAGGCAGAUCUGUAUAAGAGUGACUUUGCUGCUGAGAGGGAAGCAAGGACAAAACUUGCUGAGGAGAGGACAAAACUGCUAGAUGAGCUGCAGCAGCUUCAAGAGUACAAUAGGACCCUAAAGGAGGAGCUGGAGGGCUACAACCAGAGGCAGAUCAACGACAUGCAGCGUCGACUCCGGGAUGGGAGCAUGGUGGGUUUUAAACUUUUCAUGGCUGCUUGCUGAACGAUGCAGAUGGAGAGAGAUCAUUCUCAGUGCUCAAUAAAACUAUGAACAAACAGUAGAAAUGCUCAAUGGCAACAUAAACACAUGUGUUUUAACUGUGAAAUUAAGUCACUUUUUUGGGGGAUUCAUAACUAAUCUUAACACUAGAUUGAUGGUAUCCGAAAAAAGUAACUGAAAAAUAACUAAUUUUGAUCAGAUUUUCAAUAUUUUUGUUGCCCAAUAUUUUAUUUUUUUACAGGGCUUCAGCGAGUCACUAUACAUAGUUUUGACUUUAAGUGGUUAGCGUGUAUGACUUUUAUCCCUAAAAUUAAAUCCUCUAGCAGUUUUUCUGCGUCACAAAUUUAACAUUUAAAAAAAAAGCUGCUUCUGAGCAAACCAAUUUUAUUGUUUCAAAUUCUUGUCAGAAUCAGGCUGGAGAUACUGCUGACAGAUUUAGAACCACUGUGCCUCCAAGCUAUAGACAUUCAGGCUCGACUUGGAACCACAUCCAGGUAUUAAUAAGUUUACCAGCAUUCUUUCCAUAAUCAUGUUGGCGUGCAUUGAUUCAUGACUCUAUGUUCAAAAGCACAAAUAUGUUUAUAAUCUACAGAAACAAAUCAUUAAGGAAAAUAUUACUUUUUAAAUUAUAUAAAUUUGUAUUCACAAGACAGUUCUAUUAAAUAAAAGGUUUCUAAAUGUAGUCAUUUUGACCUUUAACUAAAUAACUCUAUUAAUGAUAGACCCUUCUUUAUGGAUGUGGUCCACAAACUUGAGAGAAAGCACCAUUUACCCAAAAACAGAGAGACGCUGAGGUUGAUCACAGAAAGAUCAAAAGAUCAUCACAUGAAAGCUUCGAGUCUUUCAAUGCUGGACAUGUUGGAUUACCCCAAAAUAAAAAAGCUGACCGUCGAGCGAGGCAAGGGUUUACCCAGCCACAACCAAACUGAUUGAUAACCCAAACGGGGAUAAAAUUGUGGUUAAAGACCAUUUUCAGGGAAAACGGUUUAAGAACUUGGUAAACUGAGACAUGGCUCGAAAGCUUAAAGGAACAUGCCACACACACCUCAAAAAAGGGGAUCAAUGGUAGAAAUUAAAAUGCUCUCCCCAGAGCCUCAUUACCCAAAUGAGAACAGAAGCCUGUUCAACUUGUAGCUAUUUAAAUAGGUUAAAAUUAUCUUCGGGACCAAAGCUGCCGUCACUGCGGGCAGGUCCAGAGACAAUUGUGCUCUUGCCGGCCAAGCACCCAACACUUAAUGAGUGGCCGAGUUGUCAACAAUUUCUUUUACAAGGAAAAAUAUUAAAAUGACAAUCACAAUAAAAUAAUGUGGCCCUCAGUAAAACUAAAACAUAAUACAGUUAAUUAAUAUAAAAUUGCAUAUUUUGUUCGAUAAAGAGUUAAACUUUAACCUCAUUAAUUUUAUUUGUGUAGAAUUAGUACAAGUGAGUCAAAAAUCCAUCUCAAAGACAAUAAAAAUAGGAAAAAGGGCCGAUUUUCCCGGUUUGGACUACCUAGAUUAAGGAUAGCGGGGAUGUUGACUGUUUUCUCAUCUAAUAAUCCCUGGAUUUUUAUCGGUCUUUGUCUUAAUUUUUUAGGAGAAUCGUACAAACUUAGCUCAAGGAGGACCACGUCCUGAAGAGGAUGAGGAGCUGCAGAGUUUCCAACAGUUUGAGUGUCCUAAAUGUAAUGCCCAGUUCCCAGAUAUUGACUCCUUACAACUGCAUGUUCCUGACUGCAUAGAUCAAUAGUGACGAGCUAGACGGUGACAGAUUUGGUUCUAUGAAUUGAAAGUGCCACUAUGGUUUCACUAUAUAUAUACAUGAUGUAAAUACAGAGUAGUUUUAGUUUUAUUUAUGACAAGACAACUGGGCUGUGAUAGAGGAUUGGAAUAUGCGAUUUAAAUACAGUUGUUAAUUGACUUUAUAUUGCUUGUCAUAUUUCUCAUGAACAUGGUUCCUCAUCUGAAACUCCCAAAGUAGUUUGCAAACUUUUUAAAUUUUUUUAAAUGGGUUAUUGACUUCUUUUAAGUGUUGAAGAAUCAUUUUAUUGAAGCAGUCAGUGGAUGUUAUUAAUGAUUUGUAAUUAAUUUUAAGCAAAUUAACCAACUCUUAAAAUCUGACAUGCUUGUCAGCUCCAUCUGUUACAUUUUGAUACCAGCCAAUGUAGUAGUAGUAGUUCUUUAAAUUUAAAAAUAAUUGUAACAUGUUAAAAUAUUUUGGUAGUUUUAAAAAUAUUUUGGCCAUUAUUCUAUUUUGUUAUGCACAUUUUUUAUAUAAAACAUUGCAAUUAAUCGAUUGAUUAUUUAAAUUAACAUUCAGUUCUCCGAAAUUUCAUUCUAUCCCAAUGCAAUGAAUAUUGAGACAUUUUGACUUUAAGAGUUGACCUUAACUCUUGUAGAUAAAUUUUCAUAAACUUUAUAAUUUAAGAUUACUUUGAAUAGGAUUCAUCAGUAUUAUUUGGUCAUGUACUGUUAUCUUUAUGUUUGGCAUUGAACAUGGUUGAAGCCAAUUGUCAAAUUUUAAAAAAAAAUGUUUUUCUGAUAUUUAUUUUAAAAGAUUGGUACCCUACCAGAAUUUCUUAUAAUUUUUUUCAUCUCCCUGAUUCAAGUGCAGUUUUUAAAUAAAAAUAAUGUCACUUCUUGUUAUUUUAAAAAACAUGUUUAAAGAAUUAAUGUACAGUCAGUAGAUGUUUCUCAAAAUAUCUGGUCCAGUUGUUUUUUUAACCUAUUUAGUUGAAAACUCAAAUUUGUAAAUGUUAACUGAAUGAAGUAGAAAACUCCACAAAGAAAGUUGAAAAAAGUUACCCUCCAAACCUAAGUAUGUGUUUCAUUUAUCAAUACGGCAUAACUUACAGAUGCAAUCACCAGUUGUAGAGGGUGACAAAAGGUUUGGGGAGGGUGACUAAUGGUUUGGUUGUGAAUGAGAGCUUGGAAAUCAUUAUGGAAGACCCUAAAGGACAGCUCACCUGACUGACCACACAAAAUGUCUUGUGUUAUGUACAUUUAAUGCUUGUUGACUUCUGUUAAUUUCAUAACUGUUUAUUUAAUAGAGUUUUGUUGCAUGAAGCUGUAAUAAUUUAUGGCAGGAUUUGCAUUGGUUAUUUUAAUUUCAGAGCAUUGUAAGAUAAAAUUUUGAAAACCGCUAGUCUACGCCGAGCAACUUAGUUGUCAAGCUGUUUGAAAUUGAGCCUCAUGGCAUAAAUAUUUUCUGGUUAUGUUUUAUAUCAAGACAAUGCCAAUCUUUACACUAUACAUUUUAGACAUUUAAAACACCAUUAACAAUCAUGUAUGGUACCGGUAUAUAGUAUAGUUACAUUUCAAGUCACAGAAAGUUGCCGGUACUAUAUAUUUCAUACUUUUAAUCUGUAUUAAUUUAGAUGGUAUGUGCAAAUUGGAAAUUGCUGAAGUAAAAACUUUAAAAAGUUGAUUAACAUAUUUUUAAAAAAUAUUUUAAAUUGUUUCUUCUUUUAGAUCAGCUUUCAGAGCACUUUAACUUACUUUAAGUUAAUAGUAUCAUAACCAGAAUUUCACCCUAUUCUUUGGUAAUUCACAUUUGUUGUAAGACUGUUCAAUCAUGUCCUUCAUAAGAUGUCUUCUGUUGCUUUAUUUUGGAAAAUACAAUGCAUUUCUCAUGAACUUUAAGUCAAAGUUUAAUGUCAAAUUUCAUUUCCAGUAAUGGUUUGAAUUUGCAGCCUUGAUUUUUGAAAUUUUUUUAAAGAUUAAGACUGUACCAUACCAUAAAAAUUAUGUGUGUAAAUAUAUUUUUCUGUCCCCUGAGUAAGGCUGUUAGAUAAAAAGUUAUUGCUUGUUAUUUUCUUUAGUAAAGUUACACCCUACUUCAUAAUACCUGUAUUAUACUUUGUAUCUUUGAACAAUGGACUUUAUGUAUAUUGACAUUGCAAAUCUUAAAAUAAUUUUUUACUCAUAAGAUUACAUUUAAAUGAUUUCCCAAUUAUAUAAUGAAUUGUGAAUAUUAAUUGGGGCGUUACUAGGGAAAAAAAAGUAUCACACAACUUAAAUCAAAUGAAAGUAAAAAUCAUAUUUUUCUGUACUUGUAUAAAAUAAAGUUGAUUUGUUUUCCUAUUACCAUAUUGAUUGUGCUGUACUGUGUAGAAAAAAUAUGAAGAAGAUGACUUUGCUUUAUUUAAACGUCAUUACCUUCUAAAUUUAUGUUUAAAUUACAAAAUCAUGACUAUGAAGAAAAGUAUCUAUUUCAGUGAAACCAAAUCAGUGUUUUAAGCUUUUGAAAUCAUUUUGUUACAAAUUUAAUCAGCUUCUUUAGUGUUUUAAUGCCAAAAUGGGCACACAAAAAAAAAUACAAUGUCCUAAAAUUGAGUUUUAACACAGUUUUUUAUGGUGUGCCUCAUUAAAAAGAAAGCAAAUAAGAUUUGUAUUUAUUGACAAAAUUAAAACAAAAACUUGUCACUUGUUC